Molecule: messenger RNA, 1071 nt
Organism: Corvus hawaiiensis (hawaiian crow)
Lineage: Eukaryota; Metazoa; Chordata; Aves; Passeriformes; Corvidae
Gene: CLTA
Product: clathrin light chain A
Exons: 7
Coding region: 58-798 (246 amino acids)
Biological process (GO): clathrin-dependent endocytosis; intracellular protein transport; clathrin coat assembly
Cellular component (GO): plasma membrane; clathrin coat of coated pit; synaptic vesicle membrane
Molecular function (GO): structural molecule activity; clathrin heavy chain binding
Source: RefSeq, a predicted model, not a curated record
GCGCUGCUGCCCGGCGUAGGCGCGGUGCGGAGCCGCAGCUGCCCGCCCGCCUUUCCCAUGGCCGACAUGGAGCUCUUCGGUGCCCAGCAGCCACAGCAGCCGCCCGCCGGGAACGGGGCGCCCGACGGCGGAGAGGAGGAUCCCGCCGCCGCUUUCCUGGCGCAGCAGGAGAACGAGAUCGCGGGCAUCGAGAACGAUGAGGGCUACGGCAUCCUGGAAAACGGCGAGGUGCCCGAGGCGCUGCAGGGUCCCGAGGGCCUCGUCGCGGAUGCUGUUGAUGGAGUGGUUAACGGGGAUGUCUAUCAGGAGAGUAAUGGUCCCACAGACUGCUAUGCUGCCAUUUCCCAAGUAGAUCGACUGCAAUCAGAACCAGAAAGUAUUCGUAAGUGGAGAGAGGAGCAAAAGGAGCGCCUGGAGCAACUUGAUGCAAACUCACGAAAGCAGGAAGCAGAAUGGAAAGAGAAAGCAAUAAAAGAGUUGGAAGAGUGGUAUGCAAGGCAAGAUGAGAAACUUGAGAAAACAAAGGCCAGUAACAGGGUGGCAGAUGAAGCUUUCUACAAACAACCCUUCGCUGACGUGAUUGGUUAUGUCACAAACAUAAAUCAUCCUUGCUACAGCCUAGAACAGGCAGCUGAAGAAGCCUUUGUGAAUGAUGCGGAAGAAGUUUUUCUGGGCACUGAGUGGGAACGUGUGGCUCAGCUCUGUGACUUUAAUCCCAAGUCUAGUAAGCAGGCAAAAGAUGUGUCCCGCAUGCGUUCAGUCCUCAUCUCACUCAAGCAGGCUCCGCUGGUUCGCUGAAGCAAAGCUCAAUGGAAACACUACAGAUGCAAUAUCUUAACCUUACUCAGAGAAGCUAUGUUUGCAGUAAUUUGAUUAAUUGUUUCAAUGUGUUUUUUUUGGACCACAUCAUGAUGUAUCUAGAGCUGAUCAUUGUUUGAUUGCAUGUUCUUCCUGAUGUUUCCUUUCUAUGUCUGAAAUGGGAGAACCUCCAAAACUGUAGUCUCUGUGCUGUUGUGCACUGAGGUGUCAUUUCCCACAUUACUGAUAUUAAAGAUCUGUUAAACAGCAAAA